AUGACAACGUCACUGCUCCUCCGUCCGCGCUGGGUCGACCCGUCGGUGAUGUUCCUCUACGACAACGGCGGCGGUUCCGAUGAAGUGAGCAAGAACAUGGAGGGAUUUGCUGGUGGCAACUUUGCUGCGAACCAGUGCAGGAAUCUGAUGGCGCACCCCGCGUCCCUGGCACCGAGCUCGGCUUACUCGUCAAGCGACGUGCCCACCUCCGGCAUGGGCGAGCCGGUGAAGCAGUGCAGCCCGUGCUCCGCGGCUCAGAAUUCAUCCAGCGCGUCCCUGCCAUAUGGGUACUUCGGCUAUCCAAGCAGAAUGUCGCAUCACAGCAGCAUAAAGUCCUGCGGGACGCAGCCCCCAUCCGCAUAUGGGGAGAAAUACAUGGACACGUCCGCCUCGGGCGACGACUUCACCUCUCGGGCAAAGGAAUUCGCUUUUUAUCCAACUUACCCCUCGGGCCCGUAUCAACCUGUUCCCAGCUACCUGGAUGUCCCCGUGGUGCCAACUAUAAGCGCGCCGUCAGAGGCUCGGCACGAGUCCCUGCUGCCCAUGGAGAGCUACCAGCCGUGGACUCUCGCUCCCAACGGAUGGAACGGUCAGGUUUACUGCGCCAAGGAGCAGCCUCAGCCUGGGCACAUGUGGGUGUCCUCCAUACCAGACGCAGUGUCUCAUGCCGGAGGAGACUCCGGCUCUUAUCGACGUGGAAGAAAGAAGCGCGUGCCAUACACCAAGGUGCAACUGAAGGAACUCGAGCGCGAGUACGCGGCUAAUAAAUUUAUCACAAAGGACAAAAGGAGGAGGAUAUCUGCCCAGACUAACCUGUCUGAGAGGCAGGUCACGAUAUGGUUCCAAAACAGACGCGUAAAGGAGAAGAAAAUUGUCAACAAACUGAAAACCAUCAGCUAG
Salarias fasciatus (jewelled blenny) is the source of this 900-nucleotide messenger RNA. RefSeq names its product homeobox A13a (gene hoxa13a). The record is from RefSeq and is a predicted model, not a curated record. NCBI's taxonomy places the organism in Eukaryota, Metazoa, Chordata, Actinopteri, Blenniiformes, Blenniidae. Bases 1 to 900 code for a protein of 299 amino acids. Gene Ontology annotation, biological process: regulation of DNA-templated transcription. Gene Ontology annotation, molecular function: DNA binding; DNA-binding transcription factor activity, RNA polymerase II-specific. The transcript is spliced from 2 exons.